UGUUUGAUAACUAACUUUAUGCAUUUACAAAGAGUUGAUUGUUGCAAUUAUUGUUGUUUUAAUUAAGAGUCUUGUAAUCUAAAAGAGAUGAGAAAUAACAUAAACAUAUGGGGGUUUGAAUAGGAAAAUAUGUAAGCUUGUAAUGUGUUUUAGAGAUCUAAGUUUUUUGAGGAUGAGGACCACCAUUUGCAUACUUAUGAUGUCUAUUUAAAAACAUAGAGCUAGGCCUCAGAGUUUUAGAAAGAGCAAUGGACCAUUUACUAUGAUUUUGAGGCACACGACAUUGUGUAUAUUACUCUCUGCCUUGCUGGCUUGUUUGGCACAUCUUAAUUCAAGAAAAACAUGUGUGUAUCACACCACACGUUAUUAUCAUUAUUAUAUAUAAAAGAAGAUGAAGGUGGCAUCUUGAUGAGAGUGAAAUUGGUAGUGGUUGUAGAGUUUUACAACAGAUGGGUGGUGUUGCAUGGACAGAAGAAGAAGAUCACUUGCUUAAGAAAUGCAUACAACAAUAUGGAGAAGGAAAGUGGCAUAGGGUUCCUCUAUUAGCUGGUCUGAACAGGUGCAGAAAGAGUUGUAGGCUAAGAUGGUUGAACUAUCUCCGUCCUAACAUCAAGAGAGGAAACUUUGCUGAGGAGGAAGUUGAAAUGAUUGUUAAACUCCACAAAUUAUUAGGCAAUAGGUGGUCCCUGAUUGCAGGAAGGUUACCAGGAAGAACUGCAAAUGAUGUGAAAAACUAUUGGAAUUGUCAUCUAAGCAAAAAACUAAAUGCUCAAGAAGCAUCUGAAGAUAAAGAAUUAUCCAAAGAUGUUCAAAUUAUUAGGCCACAAGCAAGAAACAUUGGUUCAACCUCAAUGAAGAGAAGGAGUCUAGGAGAGUCACAAACUGACCAAGUAGUAGUUCAACAAGAGAGUGGCAUAACAUUGGAUGAUGCUGAUGGAAAGAACCAUAUGAUUGAAUCACAACAAGACAUGAUUUAUUCAUGUUUGGACCAACAAGGUAUGGUUGGUGAUUUUCCAAUGGAUUUUCAAUUAGAAGAAGGAUUUGAAGCUAUGGUGAGUAGUGGUGAAGGUAGUAGUAGUCAAUGGAAUUGGGAUGAUUUGCUCUUAGAUAUGGAUCUUUAUAAUGAUUUUUCCUCUUAGAUUAUUAUCCCUUUUGAUAAUAGGGAAGACAAUUGUAGUCUUAUUAAUAACCUUGGUUGUGUAUCAAUAUCAAACUUAAAUGAUUUCCAAGGUCAUUGUAGUUAAAUUGUUGAUAUUUAAAUCAACUAAUAAAAUUGGUUGUGACAAUCAUCUUACAUUUUAAA
This is a messenger RNA of Cicer arietinum (chickpea), 1303 nucleotides long. RefSeq names its product transcription factor MYB90-like. NCBI's taxonomy places the organism in Eukaryota, Viridiplantae, Streptophyta, Magnoliopsida, Fabales, Fabaceae. The record is from RefSeq and is a predicted model, not a curated record.